UUCUGCAUUGCUCUUUGGUUGGCCGUGUAGAGAACAUACGACAUAAUGAACGAAUCGAUGGAAUCGUUGCAAUGCCCUCUGUCUCCUAACAAGUCACCUACAUGCUCUGCUGGUGGACAAGUCAUCCUCAUACGCUUCUCACGCGCAAGAAUUCAGAUUGAGAAUUAAGCCUGGAGGCCAAAGAUCGAUAUCCCAUGGCAGCUAGUGCGCACCAAGAUGCCAUGUUUGUCUCUCCAGACAAUCUCGUGAUUGAUCACCAGCUUGACCACGGUUAUGGCCAGCAUGAACAGAAUCCCCUUUCUGACACCAGCCCCCAGCAUGACCAGCAGAAUCGCUCUCUUCCAACGGCACUGAAUGGAAGUCGUCCAAGUCUGAGCUUGCCCAAUUUCCCAGAAUGGAACUUCGCAUCGCAGCAGAACCUCCGACUCAGCCUUCCACCCACACCGAACUCGCCCUUCCGGCCACUGCGACCACUGACCGAAGAGGAUAAACUUGCAUUUCCAUGUCCAGGAGGACCGCAAGAAUGUUGGAACCUCCAGCUAUGUCCGAAGCACCGCCAAUAUCCUCAUACACCACCUGAACCGAGCAACAGCGGACAGCAUACCAAUGCAUCCGCUACGCGCACAGACAGCCACUCUUCCACGCCUCCAGAGCAGCCGAGUGAUCCGGAAUCACGCAACAAGAUGAAGCGUCCUGCCAUCGACCCCGACGAUACCAUCCCAGACAACACAAACACACGACCAUCCGCCUACAGAACCAUCAGCCGCGACUCCCGAGCAUCUCUAUCCCGCGGCCGCGUACCCCACAACCUCGUCGAAAGACGAUAUAGAGACAACCUGAACAACCAAAUCGAGUCCCUCCGACUGACUCUCCCUUCUCUCCGCGACGCCCAGCCUUGCACAGGCGACUACGAAGAUGUCUCUUCUCCACGCAUGCCUUCCAAAGCCGUCAUCAUCCAAACAGCCGCCAAUUACAUCCAGGAUCUACAAGGCGAGCGAAGUCGCCUUCUGGAGGCCAAUAAAGCGUUACAAGAACAAGUUAGCAGUUUGCAAAAGCUCGUGCGGUGCGAUGAGUCGAAUGUGCUGCAGUAUAUCAACGCGAUGAGGUUGACUGCGGGACAGCUACCGACGCCCCUGUGAUAUUUUCCAGGAAGGAAGAAUCUGAGAGAUCGCAGGACUCAUAGCUUUCGCAGUGUGCAAGAACUCUGAGUUCGCUAAUCACAGCCUGUGGACAGUUGUUCUGCUGGACACCAUGCAAACGCGAGAUUUACAGUCGUAGGCUGUAUAUGCUGCUCUGUCCACAAUGGCCGCCUCUUGAUUGAUGAUCACAAGCAAUACGUACAAGUUUCGCACCA
Messenger RNA from Cercospora beticola, 1354 nucleotides. Its product is annotated as basic helix-loop-helix domain-containing protein. The record is from RefSeq and is a predicted model, not a curated record. Gene Ontology annotation, molecular function: protein dimerization activity. NCBI's taxonomy places the organism in Eukaryota, Fungi, Ascomycota, Dothideomycetes, Mycosphaerellales, Mycosphaerellaceae.